AUGAAUGUCAAUACCAAUCUGAUACAGUUCUCACCUUGGGAAGAUGCGAUUAUACUACUCGCCAUCGACUCUAUACGUCAGGGGGAAUUGCUGAUGGAUACUAGGGGCAUACCGAAGCAAGAAGAUCGAGGCAUUUGCGGAAUUUUGUGUAUCAUAAGAACAUGGACAACAUUCAUCCACACAGAAAAGUCCACUGACUUGGAAUCCAUUCGGUUGCGAUCCCAUCGAAUCCGUUAUGGUUCCUUGCGCGGUGCGUUUGACUUGGAGUCUGCUUGGACUAGACACUCUGACCUGCAAGCGAAUUAUGAGGCUCAAAUCGAUGCUAUUUCUGCACUGAACUCCCAGGUUCUACCAUUGAAGCCCCAAAUGGAGAAGGAAAUUCCCAUAAUUAUCUGUCAUUCACAAUCAGAUCCAUUGAUCGGAGCCAAAAAUGAGGAAUUUUCUUUGGACAAAUCUUAUACGGGUGAGGGAACAUUGGGUCGAUAUAAAACACGAUUCUUCUUGCCGGAUUUUGAGAGUGAUAUGAAAUUCAUUGGCAUUAAUAAAGCACAAGUAAUGAGGCGAGACUUGAAAGGCAGGCCAAAGAAAGAAUCAAACGAAUUUGAACAAAAAGGCCCUAAGAAUGUAUAA
Botrytis sinoallii is the source of this 630-nucleotide messenger RNA. RefSeq lists its product as uncharacterized. The transcript has a single exon. The coding region runs from base 1 to 630 and encodes 209 amino acids. The record is from RefSeq and is a predicted model, not a curated record. Lineage: Eukaryota; Fungi; Ascomycota; Leotiomycetes; Helotiales; Sclerotiniaceae.